AUGGAAGGAACCAGCAAUGCCAAAGCCACCAGCAGUGUUCCAAAAAAGCCCCGAACUGCAUCAUUUUACAGAGUAAUAAAGGUUUUCUCCCCUCUUCCAUACCUUGCCAAAGCCAGAGAUUUCUAUAUCAGAAGCAUGACUCAGUGUGCUGGGAGGGCUAAUUACAGCGGCCUAGCUGCAGGGGCUCUCGGGGUUUCCACCAUUACCCUGCCAAAAAGCUUCAGCACCUCCUCCCUUACAUAUGAUGAUGAAUUUGGUGAGCUCGUUAGGGCUGCCUCACAGAGCAAUAAAUCAUCUCCUGUGGCUCAAGAAAAGGAAAUUCCCAGAAGUUUUAGUACCAAUGGGGCACCUUCUGUGGGAAGGAUUGAUGAGGACAGUCCCUGCUAUUUUGGUGGGUCUUUCAGAAAGAAUGCUGCGCAACCAGAUCUUCGUUACCCUCGUGCUCGAAGCUGUCGUCCUGCCCGAAUUUCCCGUGUCAGGGAAGAAAUUGUUGAGUGUGCGUGAAAAUCU
Messenger RNA from Cryptomeria japonica (Japanese cedar), 510 nucleotides. RefSeq lists its product as uncharacterized. The transcript has a single exon. Bases 1 to 504 code for a protein of 167 amino acids. Lineage: Eukaryota; Viridiplantae; Streptophyta; Pinopsida; Cupressales; Cupressaceae. The record is from RefSeq and is a predicted model, not a curated record.